Molecule: messenger RNA, 378 nt
Organism: Helobdella robusta
Lineage: Eukaryota; Metazoa; Annelida; Clitellata; Rhynchobdellida; Glossiphoniidae
Exons: 3
Cellular component (GO): extracellular region
Source: RefSeq, a predicted model, not a curated record
UGGAGCGACAAACUGGCCAGCUACGCAGCUGCAUGGGCCAAGAAAUGCACAUCCCAACACGGUCAACCAGAAGAAGCAAAAAAUGAUGGGUUCAUCGGACAAAAUAUUUAUUUAUCAACGGCCGGCACUCCCAAUUACAAGAAUGCAACCCAAAGCUGGUACGAAGAAAAAGCUGACUACAACUACAACAGUAACUCUUGCGAGCCAGACAGAAAGUGCGGACACUACACACAGGUAGUUUGGGCGAGGACAACAGAUGUAGGCUGUGCGGCCGAGGUCUGCAGCGGUGGGAUACAGGGUGGCACGUUUACAAGUGGAUACAUCAUCGUUUGCAACUAUUUGCCGCCAGGAAACUGGAUCGGUGAAAAACCUUACUAG